AUGGCAGGAGAGAAGGAGAUCCAGACCGAUGGCUUUGCUCGUCUUGAGACGGCCCAGAGUGUGGUCACUAUUCCUCCCGACGUUUUCGAGAAGCUUUACCUCCAGCCUCAAAUGCCUGUCAAGGGCGAACUUCGAAAGACAUUCGCCAAUCCAACUCCAGUUGUGACACCUCUGUCUACCAACCUUCUUGGAUGGCGAGGCUCUGGCGGAUUUGGUGCUGCUAGCACCCCUUCUAGUGGAUCCUAUUUUUUCUGCGGUGGUAUGCUCAUGGUUCUGGGUGGCGUCGGCGAGUACUUCCUCGGCAACACCUUUCCAAUGGUCGUCUUCCUCACCCUCGGCUCUUUCUUCCUGACGUUCGGUUCAACCCUAGUCCCUGACUAUGGAGCCUACGCAGCCUACGCCACAGACCCGACCAAGCCUGCCUCUGGCCUUCAAAGCCCAGUCUUCUUCUCAUCCUAUGCCUUCUUCCUGCUCGGCUUCGCCAUCCUAACCUUCAUUUUCUGCAUAGCAGCCGUUCGAACCAAUGCAUUGUAUCUGGCUCUCAUGAUCCUCCUGGUCCCGACAUUCGCGUGUCUGGCUGCUGCUUUCUGGAAAUAUGCCGAAGGCGAUAUGAGUGCUGGACUAAGGCUGCAACAUGCAGGUGGUGGAUUGGCCUUUGCCCUCGCGCUAGGUGGCUGGUACCUAUUUGCUGCAAUGAUACUUGCUUCGGUGGACUUCCCAGUGACAUUACCCCUGUUCGACUUAUCUACGAUUGUGCCUGGAGCUUCGGAUCUGGCCAGGGCAAAAGUAAAGGGCUCACCAGUCUGA
Pseudocercospora fijiensis CIRAD86 is the source of this 807-nucleotide messenger RNA. RefSeq lists its product as uncharacterized. The record is from RefSeq and is a predicted model, not a curated record. Bases 1 to 807 code for a protein of 268 amino acids. Gene Ontology annotation, molecular function: acetate transmembrane transporter activity. Gene Ontology annotation, cellular component: plasma membrane. The transcript is spliced from 4 exons. Lineage: Eukaryota; Fungi; Ascomycota; Dothideomycetes; Mycosphaerellales; Mycosphaerellaceae.